Hydra vulgaris (swiftwater hydra) is the source of this 912-nucleotide messenger RNA. Its product is annotated as transmembrane protein 177. Gene Ontology annotation, cellular component: membrane. The record is from RefSeq and is a predicted model, not a curated record. Gene Ontology annotation, biological process: proteolysis. NCBI's taxonomy places the organism in Eukaryota, Metazoa, Cnidaria, Hydrozoa, Anthoathecata, Hydridae. Gene Ontology annotation, molecular function: metalloendopeptidase activity.
AUUAAAUUUUUUAUUAUUUUCUAUUAUAGCAAAAUGAUUAGUAGGUUAGAAAAAGAAUAUAUACGUGGAUGUCGUAUUAUUGCCAGAAUAGGUUUUGUAAGCUUGUUUGGUGCACAAACAAUACCACACCUUUUUCCAAAUAGAUUUUUUCAUUCUUCAAAAUCUUUUAUUCAGGAAGAAGUUAAAGAUAAACAUUCUAAUUUGCUGCAAGAAACAUGUCAAAAAAUGGGUAUUGACUCAGAAAGGGUGAAACUUCAUUAUGUUUCUGGUUUUAGUACUGUUAGUGCAGGUUGUUUCUAUUUUUAUGGUAAUGCUAUCAUAGGUCUAUCUCGAACAUGCAAUAUCAGUAAUGAAUCAGAAGUACAAAAACUUAUUUUGUUUAAUAAUAGACCCAUUGAUUCCAAAAUUUGUGCUGAACUUUUCAAAACUAUUUCAUUAGAAGAUCAAGAACUGAAAUUUUUAUUAGGACAUGAACUUGCUCAUAUUAAAAACCAACAUUUUUCUGCAUUUGUUUUACACAGUUCUGGAUUGUUAUAUACAUUUUAUAAACUUGGUUUUUUUUUUUCUUCAUGUUUAAAAAACUUGUCAUUUUUUCACAGGGUGUUUAUAAAUCUAUUGGUUUGGUCUUUAGGUGUAUUUAUUUAUAAAACAACACAUAAGUAUUUGUCGUAUUAUUUUGAGUUUGAAGCUGACAAAAUUUCUUCAUAUUUAGGGAAGGAAUAUUGUGAUGGUGGAAUAAGCUACUCAAAAAAAAGGCUACAGAUGAAUUUGAUUUUACGUAAAUUAAAUGGCCUUGAAGGAGAUAAGCUAUAUACAGACAUUGGAGAUACUAUACAUGAUAUAACGCAUCCAAAGAGAUCAGAACGAUUAAAAAGAAUGGAAAUUAUCAGAGAUGAAUUAUAUUGACCUUUG